Molecule: messenger RNA, 339 nt
Organism: Lactuca virosa
Lineage: Eukaryota; Viridiplantae; Streptophyta; Magnoliopsida; Asterales; Asteraceae
Source: the annotation of a GenBank genome assembly
AUGCUAAGGAGGACUCUUGAUGGAAUGGGAGAUGAUGAUCAGGAAGCUGGUGUUAAGGAUCCAGAACAUGAUCAUAUUGAUGAUCAAAAUGACGGUGAAGUAGGUGUAGAGUACAUGUUGACAAAAGAGAGGAAGGAGAUGUUGGUUGAGAGUAUAGUUGAUGAAGAGACCAGUCAAGAAACACAAGAUCCGUUGGUAAGAAAAAGGAAGCCCUCAGAAAGAUAUAUCAAGAUUAAGUUGAAAAAGGCAGUGCAUGAUCCAGAUGGAGGUCGUUCAACAACUGAUAAAGCACUUACAUUGGACAGAUGUUGUUAUGGAUGGGGAGUUAAUUGGGCAUAA